Messenger RNA from Racocetra fulgida, 2559 nucleotides. NCBI's taxonomy places the organism in Eukaryota, Fungi, Glomeromycota, Glomeromycetes, Diversisporales, Gigasporaceae. The record is from the annotation of a GenBank genome assembly.
GCUUGGGAAGUCGAUACAUGUCGUGGCCAUUUCAAUAAUGUAUCUGCCGCUUUAUUUCAUCCUAGACAGGAAUUGAUUAUUUCUGAUGCUGAAGACAAAACCAUCCGAGUUUGGGAUAUAGAACGUCCAGCAUACGCAGUUCAUCAACAUAAUCUUUAUUAUAUCAAAGACAAGUAUUUGCGAGUUUUUGACUUUACAAAUAAUUCAGACGUUUCAGUUCUCUCAGUUAGAAAAAUUGGUGGACAAUAUAUGCAACCAAGGGCUUUAUCAUAUAAUCCAGCUGAACGUGCUGUUAUAAUUACUACGGUUGACGGGGGUAGUUUUGAUUUGUUUCAUUUACCAAAAGAAAUUGGUGGCGAACCACGGGAAGUUAGUGGUGAUGGUAAACGUGGUCCGGGGACUUCUGCAAUUUUUAUUGCUAGAAAUCGGUUUGCAGUUUUGGAUAAAUCUCGUCAACAAAUUGAGAUUAGAGAUCUCUCUAAUGCUACUACAAAAUCUGUUAAACCUUCAGCAACGGUGAACGAGAUAUUUAAUGCUGGUAGCAGUAAUCUUCUGCUUCUUAGUACACCAACUUCAGUGAUUCUAUAUGAUAUUCAACAACGUCAAAUAGUUUCCGAAGUUAAUACACCACCUGUAAAAUAUGUAGUUUGGUCUUCUGACCAUAGUCAAGUAGCGCUUUUAAGCAAACAUACUAUAACUAUUGCAAAUAAGACUUUAGAUGAAAGUUGUUUGAUUCAUGAGACAAUUAGAAUUAAGAGUGGUGCAUGGGAUGAUGCUGGUAUAUUUGUAUAUUCCACUCUCAAUCACAUCAAAUAUGCACUCUCACAGGGUGAUAAUGGAAUAAUUCGUACACUUGAUCAACCCGUUUAUCUCACCAAAGUGAAAGGAAAAAAUGUUUAUUGCCUUGAUAGGGAUGGCAAAACCCGUGUUAUCAGCAUUGAUCCUACAGAAUAUCGAUUUAAGCUUGCUCUUAUUAAGCGUAAUUAUGAUGAAGUACUUCAAAUAAUUCGCAGUUCAAAUUUAGUCGGACAAUCUAUUAUCGCAUAUUUACAGAAAAAAGGGUAUCCCGAGAUUGCAUUGCAUUUUGUACGUGAUGACAAAACUCGUUUUGAUCUCGCUAUUGAAUGCGGAAAUAUUGAUGUAGCAUUAGAAACUGCAAAAGCAAUGGAUCGUGAAGAUUGUUGGAAUACAUUGGGUGUUGAAGCGUUACGCCAAGGCAAUCAUCAGAUUGUAGAAAUGGCAUAUCAGAGAGUAAAAAAUUUUGAUCGUCUUUCAUUUAUAUAUUUGGUUACUGGAAAUUUGGAAAAAUUGAGAAAAAUGUUAAAGAUCGCCGAAUUAAGAAGCGACCAUAUCCAUGGUCUUACCGAAGAAGCCGAAUCAAUUUUAACCUCUUCUGGGCUUACCGCUGAUGAUAUUACUGAUUUGCCUACAAAUGGACAAUUAUUGAAACCACCAACGCCAAUCCUUAAACAUACAGAUUCUAAUUGGCCGUUGUUAACGGUAUCACGUUCAUUCUUUGAUAGUGCAUUUAUAACUACUGAUACCAAUCCACUUGCCGCACCUCUAUCUUUCACUGACGCAAACGAAGGCCUUGAUGAUGUUGGAGGUGAUUGGGGAGGGGAUGAUGAUCUUGGAUUUAACGGUGUAACUGAGAAAGUCGUUGACGAUCUACGAAUAGAAGGCGAAGCUCUUGAAGAAGGUUCAGGAUGGGAUAUUGAUGCAGAUCUUAAUGUUCAACUUAAUAACGAGAUCUCUCAAGAACUUUCUAAUGGAACACAUGGAGAAUUCGUUCCUCCAACUUCAGGCACUAAUGAAUCUGAACUUUGGAUACACAAUUCACCUUUGGCUGCUAACCACGUUGCAGCAGGAUCGUUCGAGACGGCGAUGCAGCUUCUUAAUAGACAAGUUGGGGCAGUUAAUUUCGAACCUUUAAAAUCACACUUUUUGAAAACAUUCCAAGCAACACGUACAUAUUUGUCUUGUAAUGUAUCACUUCCCCCUCUGGUUAACUAUGUUCGACGAAAUCCUGAAGAAACCGAGACUCGUCGCGUUUUGCCAAUUCUAGCGUAUAAUUUUCAGAAUAUCGUUUCCUCUCAGCUUCAGGAAGCUUACAAGACGACUACACUCGAGUAUAUAGUCGGGUUAUCUAUGGAACAAAUGCGUCGUAAAUAUCCACUGGAUAAUCCAGAAAACACGAAAAAAGCACUUGAAUUGGCAGCAUAUUUCACUCAUUGUCGAUUACAACCAGCUCAUUUACAACUAAGUUUACGGUCUGCAAUGACUUUGAAUUAUAAAGCAAAGAAUUGCCUAACAGCAUCCAUGUUUGCUAGAAGAUUAUUAGAAUUAGCACCACCACAACAAGUUGCCACACAGGCCCGUCAAAUUCAGACACUCUCCGAUAAGACUCCACGUGAUGAAGUUACUUUAGAUUAUGAUCAAUAUAAUCCAUUCGUAGUUUGCGGUAUUUCUUAUACACCUAUUUAUAAGGGCAGUUCUUCCAUUGAAUGUCCAUAUUGUCACGCAUCAUACUUGCCUGAACAUCAAGGUAAACUUUGUACG